AUGCGAAUAGGAACUUGGAAUGUCAACAGCUUUGUCAACAAGACCUCGGAAGUUACAUCAGAGAUGGCUAGGUUCAACCUAGAUAUAGUUGUUCUUUCUGAAACGAAGAAGAAAGGGAGAGGAAGUGAACAUCUCGACAACUUCCUUCACUUCUGGUCUGGGAUAGAUAAGGCAAAACGAGCUCAAGCUGGAGUAUCGGUACUGAUUGCGAAAAAAUUAUCUAAAUUUUACAAGAAUUACAACGCUGUCAACGAAAGAAUAGUAACUGUCACCUUGACCAUUUUCGGAUUGGAAACCGUAAUAAUAGGUACUUAUGCGCCCACAGAUGAUUCAAACCAAGCGGAAAAAGACUCUUAUUAUGCUGCACUCUCGAAAGUCCUCACAGAAAUAAAACCGAGCCAGGAAGUCUUAAUCAUGGGAGACCUUAACGCAAGAAUUGGUAAGAAAGAAGAUAGUAAAGUGGUUGGAAAACACGGUGAGGACGUCCUUAAUGAUUCUGGAGAGAGGUUAAUUGACUUUUGCGAACUGAAUGGUCUACGUAUACUUAACGGCUUCUUCCCACACAAAUUAAUUCAUCGAUAUACCCGAGAAAGGCCUCUCUGCAACAAAAAUCUAUAA
Molecule: messenger RNA, 618 nt
Organism: Sitophilus oryzae (rice weevil)
Lineage: Eukaryota; Metazoa; Arthropoda; Insecta; Coleoptera; Curculionidae
Product: craniofacial development protein 2-like
Exons: 1
Coding region: 1-618 (205 amino acids)
Biological process (GO): chromatin remodeling
Cellular component (GO): nucleus
Molecular function (GO): catalytic activity
Source: RefSeq, a predicted model, not a curated record